Molecule: messenger RNA, 1618 nt
Organism: Saccostrea cuccullata (small rock oyster)
Lineage: Eukaryota; Metazoa; Mollusca; Bivalvia; Ostreida; Ostreidae
Exons: 4
Coding region: 1-900 (299 amino acids)
Source: RefSeq, a predicted model, not a curated record
AUGUUAAUCAGAUAUUCUGUUUAUCUGAUUAAGUUUUAUGAAUUUUAUUCAAAGUUAUACAGGGCAGCGCUGCCAGCUGCAGAAAUCGCCUGGACAGACUUCACAGAGAGCAGUCAGGAAAAUAGUCUUAGUCAAUCUUCCUCAGUUUCCUGCUGGGAUGAUAAUCGCAGUCUUGAUGCUCCCCGAGAAGCUUUGAACACGUUGCUUAGUUUGUCAGGAAAGUUACUAACCUGGGAUCAUCUAAGUGCCCCAGAAAAUUCUGUAGAACUAAAGACAGUGGCUGGAUGGAUUGGUGGAGGAAUUUCAGAAAUGGAAGAAGAAACUCCUGAGGACACUAGUGAGGAGAAUCCAUCUAGAUCAUCUGUUCUGGAAUGUCCGGAGGGAAGUUGCUCCAAGACAUUCUCUACACAAAAGGCUCUUGAAAAUCAUGUAAACAUGGGCAACUGUAGUUUCAGAAGCGAUGCCAAAAUGAACGUUUCAGAGAAGGCAAAGAGGAUGUAUGCAGAUAAGAUUUUGUCUUUCCAGCCACAAAGAUCUGUGGUUUUAGAGUCCCACAGCAAUACUGAUGUAUGUAGAUGUUCAGAAUUAGACAUGGGAUGGGCCAUUAAAGAAAACAGACAAAGAGUAACUUUCACUUCUGGGCAGAAAGCUUUCAUGACAGAGAAGUUCGAUAUUGGGAAGAGGACUGGCAAUAAAGUAGAUCCGUAUAUUGCAGCGGAGGAGAUGAGGAAUUGUGGACUGUUUAGUAGGUCAGAAUUCCUUUCUGGUCAGCAGAUAUCUUCUUUCUUCUCCCGUCUUUGUCAAAAGGAGAAGAGGAUGACUGCUGCAGAUUUCUGUGCCUCAGAGGAAGAAGACCGAAAAGAUCAGAUAAGGAAUCUCCUAUUAGAUCAAAAUAAUUAGGCGUAGGGGUGAGGGGUGGGGGAGAUCGAUUAUAUCUGUUGAUUAGCUUUUAAAUUUGAUAUGUAAUACAACAUUGUACUAGUUUUUCAACAUAUGUGACAAAAUUUUACUGUAAGACCAGCUACAUGUAUUAGAAAUAUAUGCCUUUGUGCAAUGUAAAUUAUAAACUCAUGUUGCAACUGUGAUAUAAAGCCUAACAUUUGAAUUAUUUACCAGUUGCUGAAAAGUUGACAGAUUGUGAAAAUGCAGCUCAAAUGAAAGUUAUAAAAUUUUUAUGUACAUUUAAUAUGAUCGUUGUUGAAUAUUUCUGCAACUUGGAAAAUACCAUACUGUUCAUUCCCACAUGCUUAGUACGUUAAGCUCCCGCUAGUCAAAAUAGAUCUCAUGUCAUUUUGUUAUAGGAAUUGGCAGUUCUCUCUUUAAGGUAUGCACUGACGAUAUGCACAUGCGAUAGCCAAAUUUCAUAUAUAACUGUAACAAACAAAUGUACAUUUGUUGAUUAAUAAUUUGAUAUAUUUGACGUUUUUAUUGAUAUAUUAUAAUUCAAACAAUCAGACAAUCAAUCAAUUUUAAUACUUGCCAGUUAUGAUAUGCCUAUAUGUUUCUAUGGCAACAUACAGAUUGUAUGAUCAAAUGCUUGUUUGAUUGUGUUGUGUUUACUUCCUUUAGAUACAUUUAAAUGGGCAAAUCAGAUAUUAAAUACAAUUGAACCCUUGUA